CGCGUGUCACCCGUCAUUGGUGCGUUCAUCAACUGACAGCCGGUCGCUUAGCGAGCAGCUAAUUUUUAAUAGGUUGGAACCAGAUUUCCUCUUCUCUGUCUUACUUUUAGAAGGUAUAUAUGCGCCUUGUGUUCGGCAUUCAUGGUAAAGGGCGUGUAGACGGAUAAUACGAACGAAAAUCCGUUGAAGUGGUAGUCCUCGCUUAAUGACUGAAACUCGUACUGCGUGGUUACUGGCUAGCUAGCGUAGAGGAGGGUGGGGACAAAAACUUCCAAAACCUCGCCCAGUCGUUGCUUCACUCCAGCAGGCAGCUAGUCUCUUGGCGGUGUGAGAGACCCACACCACUAAAUUAGGUAAUUAUUUGAGUGGAGAGUGACACCGCUGUGUCAGUCAAAGGUAAAAACCAAAACCAUGUUCAGAAAAAGUAUGAAGAAGGAUCCCGAGCUCUUUCAGAACGUGUCGGAGGGGCUGCGGCGGCUCUACCGAACCAAACUGUUCCCGCUGGAGGACACGUAUCGAUUCCACGACUUCCACUCUCCGGCUCUCGAAGAUGCCGACUUCGAUAACAAGCCGAUGGUACUCCUGGUGGGCCAGUACUCCACCGGCAAGACCACCUUCAUCCGUCACUUGAUGGAGCAGGACUUCCCUGGUAUGCGGAUUGGCCCAGAGCCGACCACAGACUCUUUCAUCGCGGUGAUGCAUGGCGAUCAAGAGGGGGUGAUACCGGGUAAUGCCCUGGUUGUCGACCCCAAGAAGCCCUUUCGCAAACUCAACGCCUUUGGAAACGCAUUUCUCAACAGGUUUAUGUGUGCUCAGAUGCCUAACGCAGUUCUGGAGAGCAUCAGUAUCAUCGACACUCCUGGAAUCCUGUCUGGCGAAAAACAGAGAAUAAGCAGAGGUUAUGACUUUGCCGCGGUGCUGGAGUGGUUCGCCGAGCGCGUGGACCGCAUCAUUCUGUUGUUCGACGCCCACAAGCUGGACAUCUCUGAUGAGUUCUCUGAGGUCAUCCGCGCCCUCAAGAACCACGAGGACAAAAUGCGCGUGGUGCUGAACAAGGCCGACCAGAUCAGCACCCAGCAGCUAAUGAGGGUCUACGGAGCCCUGAUGUGGUCUUUGGGAAAAAUCAUCAACACACCUGAAGUUGUGCGUGUGUACAUCGGGUCGUUCUGGGCCCAGCCCCUGUUGGUCCCCGACAACAGGAAGCUGUUCGAGGCAGAGGAGCAGGACCUGUUCGUGGACAUCCAGUCUUUGCCACGGAACGCAGCACUGCGCAAACUCAAUGACCUCAUCAAGCGAGCCCGCCUCGCCAAGGUGCAUGCCUACAUAAUCAGCUCUCUGAAAAAGGAGAUGCCCAGUGUGUUUGGAAAGGACUCAAAGAAGAAGGAGCUGAUAACCAACCUGGGAGAGAUCUAUCUGAAGAUAGAGAAGGAGCACCAGAUCUCACCUGGAGACUUUCCCAACCUUGCCAAGAUGCAGGAGCUGCUGAAUGGCCACGACUUCACCAAAUUUGCGACGCUGAAGCCCAAACUCUUGGAGGCGGUAGAGGACAUGCUCGCCAACGACAUAGCUCGCCUCAUGGCCCUGGUGCGCCAGGAGGAGGCCUCCAUGCCCAGUCAGUCCGUCAAAGGUGGAGCCUUUGAAGGCACCAUGAGUGGCCCGUUUGGCCACGGCUACGGCGAGGGCGCCAGCGAAGGCAUCGACGAGCUGGAGUGGGUAGUGGGCCGCGAUAAGCCCACGUACGAUGAGAUCUUCUACACCCUCUCUCCCAUCAACGGCAAGGUGUCUGGUGCUGCAGCCAAGAAGGAGAUGCUGAAGUCCAAGCUGCCCAACACGGUGCUGGGAAAGAUCUGGAAGCUGGCAGACGUGGACAAGGACGGCCUGCUGGAUGAUGAGGAAUUCGCCCUGGCCAACCACCUGAUCAAGGUGAAGCUGGAGGGCCACGAGCUGCCACCCUCGCUGCCUGAACACCUGGUGCCCCCAUCCAAACGCGGGACCGUGCAACAAGAUUGAGGAUCCAGAAAAGAGGGGGGGGCAGCUAAGUCAACACUCAAGUUACGGACUCUGUAUGCGUAAAGUUCAACCACAAGCAUGAACAGCGUCAUCCUCCAUCAAGCUGUGAGUCCCUGAGCUUCCUGACACACUGGAGGGAAGCCAUGCUGUGAUCUUAUUCACCAGAGAGAGACUGGAGGGUUUCUGGGG
Molecule: messenger RNA, 2199 nt
Organism: Menidia menidia (Atlantic silverside)
Lineage: Eukaryota; Metazoa; Chordata; Actinopteri; Atheriniformes; Atherinopsidae
Source: the annotation of a GenBank genome assembly